This is a messenger RNA of Capsella rubella, 750 nucleotides long. Its product is annotated as protein LURP-one-related 13. NCBI's taxonomy places the organism in Eukaryota, Viridiplantae, Streptophyta, Magnoliopsida, Brassicales, Brassicaceae. The transcript is spliced from 2 exons. The coding region runs from base 3 to 608 and encodes 201 amino acids. The record is from RefSeq and is a predicted model, not a curated record.
AAAUGUCUUCUUUUAUUGUCAUCUCCAGUCCUUUGAAACAAACAACAAUGGCAAAACAAGAUCCCACUAGCAGCAGCAACACGAUACCACUCGUAGGAUCUGAGUUUGUUCGUCCCCGACCGUUAGAUCUAACCAUCACCGGAGAUACAGUGAAGGACACGGACGGGAACAAAGUUUUCAAAGUCAAAACGCCUCUCUUUGGUCUCCACAACAAAAGAAUAUUGCUUGAUCCUAAUGACUCUCCCAUUGUCACCAUGAAAAUGAAGGUGACUAGUAAGCACGAUCGAUGGCAAGUGUAUAGAGGAAGUGAUUUAGAUGAUAAGAUCUUCACUGUCAAAAGAUCUUCGACGGUUCAAUUGAAGACAAGAGUUGAAGUCUUCUUGAAACAUAACCAGACCAGAGAAGCGUCUUGUGAUUUCACUAUUAAAGGCCGGUUUAUGAAACGUGCAUGUACAAUCUACGUUGGAGAUUCUACCAAAAUCAUUGCUCAGGUACAUGAAGGAGAUGAGAGAUUAGUGGCUACGGUUUACCCUAAUGUCGAUCACGCUUUUAUUGUUACACUUAUCUUUAUAUUUGACCUCAUUAAUAUGGGUGGGACUGGGAUUUGAUUAUCUUAGUUUGAGCAUUGAGGGCGUGGAGUUGACUAUCUUCUGUUGUCUAUUUGUAAAAUAUGCUUAUGUUGUCUAUUUGUAAAAUAUGUGUGUUUUGUGUGUGUCUCUCAAUUGUCGUAUGAUAUUUUGUUACGAGAAA